AUGUCUCGAGUCGGGGACGCCAGGAGCAGCUCGAUCAAGCUGAGGGAUAGCGACUACACAGUGGGAUGGAUUUGCGCGUUGCCCAAAGAGCAGACUGCGGCGACUGCCAUGCUCGAUGACAUUCACCCCGAUCUACCCAAGCCACCUAAUGACUCCAACACAUACACGUUUGGAUCAAUUGGAAAACAUAACAUUGUCAUAACCUGUCUGCCAAAGGGGAAGCUCGGAAACAAUCCAGCUGCCGCGGCCGCGCCCCAAAUGGUACGCACAUUUCCAUCUAUAAAAGUCGGCCUAAUGGUCGGCAUUGGUGGCGGUAUUCCCCCAAAGGGAAGCACUGACAAACAUAGUCAUGUGAUUCCAAGAGUUCGGCUCGGGGAUGUUGUCAUCAGCGCACCGGUUGCCGAGUUCCCGGGAGUAGUUCAAUGGGAUAUGGGGAAGGCGGAAGCGGGCGGAAAGUUUAGACGAACAGGCGUGCUGGAUAAGCCGCCUACGUCGUUACUAACGGCAUUGACGAAGCUUGAAACUAAUCAUGAGAUACAUGGGUCGCAGAUCCGUGAAUAUGUUGAAAAUUUGGGGAGAAAACACCCAAAUUUGGCCUUGAGAUACACCUUCUCUGAUUCCCUCCAGGACUCGCGAUACACUCAAUAA
This is a messenger RNA of Penicillium verhagenii, 648 nucleotides long. RefSeq lists its product as uncharacterized. NCBI's taxonomy places the organism in Eukaryota, Fungi, Ascomycota, Eurotiomycetes, Eurotiales, Aspergillaceae. The transcript is spliced from 2 exons. Gene Ontology annotation, molecular function: catalytic activity. Gene Ontology annotation, biological process: nucleoside metabolic process. The record is from RefSeq and is a predicted model, not a curated record. Bases 1 to 648 code for a protein of 215 amino acids.